Ostrinia furnacalis (Asian corn borer) is the source of this 2800-nucleotide messenger RNA. RefSeq names its product protein eva-1. The record is from RefSeq and is a predicted model, not a curated record. NCBI's taxonomy places the organism in Eukaryota, Metazoa, Arthropoda, Insecta, Lepidoptera, Crambidae. The transcript is spliced from 9 exons. Gene Ontology annotation, molecular function: carbohydrate binding. The coding region runs from base 301 to 1764 and encodes 487 amino acids.
CGUGACCAAUAGUCGUAUGGCGUUGUGCCGUCGGGUCGCGUCAGUCGAACGUCCGGAGUCAUUGUGGCCACACGCCCUGCUGCCAACAUAACGGAACUGAAUGUUGUUGUCACGUGGCAAACGUCACAUGCGGCGGGAAAGUUUUGGCAGCCGCGUGCGUUUCCGAACGCAAUCAAACUUUUUCGGCGGCGUGUUUUUUACCGGCCAGUGCUGAACUUUUUAUUGAAAUGACUCGGAUUAAAGUCUUUUUUGUGUAGUUUCGCAGUGUUUUUGGGGACUUUUUUUAAUAACGUGGUCAUUAUGAACGUGUGUGGGGUAAUCGCGCUCGGCUUCGGCUUCCUGCUGGUUUUCCCGAGCCCUUCCUGCUCUAACUCUGAUAAUAUGGGUUUCCUCCUAGGAACACUGAAGUUAAUGCAGCGGGCAUCCUGCGAUGAUGACGAGGUAGCCUUGGCGUGUCCAGCCACCACCACCAUCAGCAUACAGGUGGCUCAGUACGGGAAGGCGAGCAACAACUACAUGUGCGACACAGGCUUGCCCAUCGUGGAGGAUGAUGAGAACUGUCUGUGGCCUAAUACUAUGCAGUACUCGCUGCUACAAACAGUCGUGGAGGCGUGCCAGAAGAAACCGGAAUGCAAGUUCAGCACCAAGCCAAGACCAGGGCUGGAGGACCCAUGUCCUCAUACUAGGAAGUUCGUCGACGUGGCUUACAAGUGCAGACCUUACGAAUUCCGCAGCCGGACCUGCUGUCAAGAUGACCAUAUCAAGCUGAGCUGCAAACCUUACUCAAGAGUGGCGAUAUUCGAUGCUUUGUACGGCAGAAACGCGUACGAACCAAUCACGUGCCAUCAGACUGGAAUGCACAAUGAAACAUGCAUAGCGCCUCAUACCCUUGACACCGUGAUGCAGAUAUGUCAUGGGAAGCGAAGGUGCCUGAUCGAAGCCAGCGAUAGGGUGUUUGGUGCGCCAUGCAACUCGUCUACGAGGACCUACUUGAAAGUUAUUUACGCUUGUGUGCCGUUAGGUGUUCUCAAGCCGAAGCACGAAAGCAAAUUACAAGAAGACGAAAUACCGAAUGGUAAAAACAAAAUGAAAACUGACAAUGAUAACUUUUUCGACGAAACAGUUGACUUAGACCUCAUUGAUACCACCACUGAAGAAUGGGCAGGCGAAAGGUGGGAGCAAAUCAACCCAGCCUUGCCGAUGCCUGAAGAACCGACGGUCGCUACUACCACCAAAGCCAGUGCGGAAGUGACGACCCAGAAGAAUAGGAAGGAAUCUGAUAUAGGUCCAGGAUCGUCCCAAACACAAAUAAAACAGAAGAUAUUCAUCUACAUGGGCAUCGGUAUUCUAAUACUCAUAAUAUUAGUAGCCGCUCUCUUUGGGUUUCGCUACUAUUACUACGUUCGGCGAACGUCCGAGCACUCCAAAAACGGGGACAUGUUCACUACGGAACCACCGAACGUUUUCAGCGAUGGCGCGUCAGAUAUUGACAAUGAUAUUGACGUCAGCCACAUUUCUGGAACCUUCUACGAUCCUGUACAUCCUGACAUGAUUCUGUAUAGAGACUGUCCAGGGAACAAGGGUUCUAUCAGAGCCAUGAGGCCCCUCUCAACUAUAUACCCUUGUUCUGGAGUCAGUAUGUAUGGAAACGAAUACGUGCCUCCACCGAGAGUGAUUCAACCCUUGAUAGAAGAAGACGAGGGAAGGGUGCGGAGUCCAAAGAGUUUAGGUACCUACUCCAACUCGCAAUUAUAUUAUGGGUGACGGCAGGAGCCAGGGGGCAGCGAGGAUGCCUCCAGAACGUAUUGUUUUUGAUCCUGCUGAUAUAUUCUACGUGUAAAUAUGAGGAGGGGAUGAAAGGGUAAUUCGUAUUGUAAGACAAAGUCUAAAUGGGACGAAAAACGAGUUUUUAUUUCGAGUGAGCAAAAUUGCGGAGAUUUUUUGUUAAAAAGUUUUCUUAUCUGUGAGUUUUCUAUGUGGCCAAUGAGCCGUAGCUCAAGCUUGUGAACUUUGCAGACAGAGUGACAGGUGUCAAUAUACAACUUGAUUGAUUCGUCGGUUCAUUCGCGCCCAAUAUUGCUUGAGUUUUUUUUAUUGUAUGUUAAUAUUGUUAGGCUGUAAGUAGUGGAAAUUACAGUGAUAUAAAUAUUUAGUUCUUUUCUUUUCCUAAAUAAGUAGGUAAAAGAUAUCAGCUGACUCGAAAUAAAAACUGGGUUAAGGAUGUGUAAAUACGGUCAACUAGGAUUGACAAUGGAUGUGUCUUUGAGCGAAUUUUUCUAUCUCUAUCACUCUAAAGUCGCUGACACAAGAGAGACAGAGAUAGUAGAAUCGAAUCAGUUGUGCAAUAGGUUCUGGGGUUACAAAGCACGAAUGUGUAAAAAUCAGCUGGUAAACAUAACUAUAAAUAAUAAUAUCAAUGUAUAGUCUACGAUUCAAGAAAAAUAAUAAACUUCCUAUUUUCUUUCCUCUAUCUCACUAAAUUAAAUAUUGCAAAUAUUUAGACGCACCUCUAUAAUGAAAUUAUUGUCAAAAAUAAAUAUCUACUAGCACGUACGUCAUGAAUAUAACAAGCUGUGAUUAAUAAUACGUUUAAAUAAUACGCAUUUAAGCUAUUAUACUGUUCAAAUGUAAUUUGUAAUUAUAAUCUAAGUACAUAAUAUAAAAAACUAAUCUGUGAAAUCUAUGUCAUUUAACUUUGGUUUCGUUACUUACUUUAGUAGUACAUAAUUAUGAUUUUCAUUUAUUAUGUUUCUGUAAUAAUCACAAACAAUUGUAAUCUUUUUGUAUUGUUUUUUUAAUA